Molecule: messenger RNA, 763 nt
Organism: Anastrepha obliqua
Lineage: Eukaryota; Metazoa; Arthropoda; Insecta; Diptera; Tephritidae
Exons: 2
Coding region: 83-595 (170 amino acids)
Molecular function (GO): zinc ion binding
Source: RefSeq, a predicted model, not a curated record
AUUGGCCGUUUAUUGUUUUAACCAAAAAGAAGUGAAGUGCUAAAAUCACAAAUAUUAAAAAAAAAACUUUAAAAAUCACAAAAUGCAUUCACAAAUUGAACUGGUAGACAUCAGUUUAAGCACACCGAAUACACCAAAUACACCGAACACGCCAAGCUCACCAACGCAACGCCUGGACCAGGCAGCUGAUGCUAUUUUAAAUUAUAUGUUGGGUGAUACUGUGCGUGAACGUGAUGAGGAGGAACAGGAUGCCAUUGUGGAGGAGUCGGUGACUAAACGCAAUCAAACACGUACCGCUUGGCCGCCAGCGGCUCCUUCGGCGAAUGAUGGGAAACCACAACUGCGUUACUUUGCCGUCGGCCCGAGCACCUACCAAAUACGCUGCCCGUUGUGCAAGCAACGCGCCGACACAGAAACGGUGCAAAUGGCUGGCAUCUUGGGACAUCUCAGUUGUCUGCUCUCAACGCUAUCCUGCUGUUUUCCUAUAUUCUCACUAUCCUUCGUGUAUGUCUGUCUGCAGAGUCGUUUGAAGAGUAAACGUAUGUUCUGCAAUAGAUGUGGGGGCCAUUUGGGUUUCUUUUGGCGACCAACUUGAAAAAAAAUAUUUGUUUAGUGUUUUUUUGUUUUUUAAUAUAUAUAAUUUAUGGGUAGGAAAUAAGAGGUAAUUUUAAAAAUAUUCUUUUAAUUUUAAUUAAUUAUUGAUGUGUACUAAGAGUUGCUUUUAUAAUAAAAAAAAUACGUAUAUGUAUGUAUAUCUACAAUA